ACUUCCAUCUGACCUGGUCAGGUUGUAUACCAAUCUAUGGAAUGUUUCGUAUUGAAAAGAGUUUUUCCCUAACAUUAGUGUAUUUAUACCUUUACCUGCAUUUUCUUUACGCGUGUUGAGUCACUAAAGCAGAAAGAUCUGAACAAACAAUUGAUCCAUGAGGUAAAAAGAUUGUGAACAUGGCUACAGCAUCAUCAACAGACAACCGAGUUUAUCUUUACCGUUUAUUAGCGCUUACCAUAGAUCACGGCACAACAGUGGUUAGGAAUAUUAUUGAUGAUAAAUGCUCAGAUAUUCCACUAACAACAUUUCUGGCUAGAGAGAGAAGAACUAUAAAUACCCUCAGAGCAAAACAAGUAAUAUCAAAGGUCCAGUUUGAUUUGUUGUAUCCACAAAGUGGCAGCCCUACAACAUCGGAUUUCGAUAUAACUCUUGUUAUAUACCUGCUGCUGAACCUAAAACAUUUUGGAUUAAAUCCCAAGUAUACCUGGAAUGUUGCUCUUCGGCCAGGAGAUACUUCACUUGAAGCGGAUAUAUGUCGCUUGCAAAUGUAUCGCAAUGAACUGGUAAGAGUAUCCUCGACAACAGCAAUCCGGGAAGCAGAAUUUUUAGCGAAAUGGGCUGAUAUUGAAGGGGUAUGUUCUUCAUAUGUAAAAAAAAUAUACUACUAGAUAAUUUAAACCUUCAUACUCUAUGACUUUCACCAAACGACACAUUUAAUAUUGAACCGUUCAGUAAAGAUAAUUUUAAUUGCGGCACCAGAUUCGUGACAACCAAAUACGUUACCAAUACUUUUGAUUUGGAAAGUAUACCGCCAUUUGUGAACACAUGAAAUUAUGUGACGUUAUAAAUGAAGACACGCAAUAACAAUUGUAGAGACGUUUGGGUGUAUAUAGAAGAAAAUUACAUCUGUUUUUCUUAGUUGCAAUUAUGAAUUGUGUUUAAAAAAGAAUGCCAAAUCCAAGUAACAAGUACUGAUUUUAUAACCAGUUUAUGAGAAUUUAUCAGUUUUUGAAGUUAAGUAAACAGUGUAAGAUUCAUGAAUUCAUUACUAAUUAGAAUUGUAAUAUAUCUGACAUCUCAAAACAACGUAUUAUAAUUACUUUUAGGAAUUUCCAAGAUAAGCCAAGGGGGGAAAUAUUAACCAAAUCUAGAAUGCAAAUAAUGACUGAGCUGGUUUGCCUUGGCUAAAUUCAUUUACAUGUAUUUACAUUUGCUUUACAUUUUUUAAGAGAGAAAAACAAAACUAUUUAAAGCAAUUUAUUUUUAAUUCAAAUUAGCUUGAACAAACAAAAUUCAUCUGUUUCUUACGAGUUAUUAAGUAUAUCCUUUAAACUUAAUUGCUGUUGCCAAAUAUAAGUUGAAUGAAAGGAGGUUUAUUUUAUUGGCGCAGGUAGAACCUAUUAUGAAUAGAAGGCAGCAAGAUCAGCAACAGAGAGAUAGCAAUAUUAUGCACAUGUGCAUACACAAUGUGAAUUAAAUUUUUACAAGUAUACGUAAUAUUCAGCGUAUGCCAAAUACUUUCAGGUAACCUUAACCUGGUCAGAACUUUAACGCUUACACAAAACUUAUUUGUGAAUAUUUUUUCUUGUCUGAUUUUUGUCGAUUGAGAUGUUCUUUGAACCUACACGUAUGCGGAUC
Molecule: messenger RNA, 1641 nt
Organism: Mercenaria mercenaria
Lineage: Eukaryota; Metazoa; Mollusca; Bivalvia; Venerida; Veneridae
Product: E3 ubiquitin-protein ligase DZIP3-like
Exons: 3
Coding region: 180-671 (163 amino acids)
Source: RefSeq, a predicted model, not a curated record